AUGAACUUAUCAUUAUUAAAAGUAUCAGAAUUAAAAGAAGAACUUGGAAAACGAGGUCUUUCAAGAACAGGACUUAAGAAGGAUCUUAUAGAUCGUCUUGAAAAGGCUUUAAAUGAAGAGGGAUGUACCACAUUUUUGGAUAAUAAUUCAACAAAGAUAUCAGUAAAUGAAAAGAUUAAUAAUGAAUCUGAUAGUCAGGCUAUAAAAAGUCCUAAAAAAGCUGGAAAGAAUGAUAUGUUUAUAAUAGAAGAUAAAGAAGUCAAAGAACUUAUUAAAGAAGAAAAAGAUCAAAAGAAUAUAGAGGAAGUUGAUAAAGAUGUAUCUUCUAUUUAUUUGAAUAAAAAAGAAGAAAAUGAAGAAUUGAAGAAUGAAAUAAAAAGAAAUAUAAAUAAUGAAAUAUUAUUAAAGAAUGAAGAAAAAAUAUGUAGUAUGUCAUUAAAAAGAGGUCUGGAACAUUUAAAUGACGAAACAAAUAAAGCAAUAAAAAAAAUUAAAGAGAAUUCAGAAGAAUUAAACUCAAAUUUAUCAGUAGAAAAAUCUAUAGAAACUAAAAGUUCUAAUAAUACGCAUAAUGAUACUUUAAAUAAAACAGAAAAAAUAUCAGAACCUAUACAUAAAUUAACAAGUGCGGUUUAUAUACGUGAUUUUACUCGGCCUCUGCAAGCAUCUCAAUUUAAAUCUUAUUUAUUAGAUAUUAUUAAGGGGGUAGAUGACAUAAAUGAUAAUAUAUUUAAACAAUUUUGGAUGAAUAAUCUUAAAACACAUGCGUUUAUUGUAUUUACAGAUGUUGAUCAUGCAAAAAGAGUUCGUGAUGUUUUGCACAAAUCCAUUUGGCCUUAUGAGAAAGGAAGGCAACCUUUAUGGGCAGAUUAUGUUCCAGAAGAUAAAGUAAAUGAAUGGAUUAAUAUAGAAGAACAAAGUCCUCGAGAUACUAAAUGGGAGGUUAUUUAUGGUGUGAAUGGAGUAGCUAAUUUAUCAGAAGUUAAAAAAAAGGUGCUUAAUAAAAAAUUUGUAGCUUUAAAUCAAAAAAUAGAAAGAUCAUUUCAAAACAACUCUAGUUAUAAAUACGAAACAAAAAGAUCAGAUAUUAAAAAGUAUAAUUUAAAUGAUCUUUUUUUAAAAACACAAACAACUCCAUUUUUAUAUUAUAAAACAGUUGAUCAAAAUAUAGCUGUUAAUAGAUUAAAAAAGUCAGAAUAG
Molecule: messenger RNA, 1200 nt
Organism: Pneumocystis murina B123
Lineage: Eukaryota; Fungi; Ascomycota; Pneumocystomycetes; Pneumocystales; Pneumocystaceae
Exons: 3
Coding region: 1-1200 (399 amino acids)
Source: RefSeq, a predicted model, not a curated record